Molecule: messenger RNA, 3563 nt
Organism: Eutrema salsugineum
Lineage: Eukaryota; Viridiplantae; Streptophyta; Magnoliopsida; Brassicales; Brassicaceae
Exons: 8
Coding region: 195-3347 (1050 amino acids)
Source: RefSeq, a predicted model, not a curated record
GCUUUACUCUCUUUUGCGCGCCUAAAUACUGUCUUCGCUGUUCUUCUCCUCUCUUUGGGAUCUAGCCGAAAUUCGUCACUCUCCGUCAAAUUCGGAAAAUUCUCCUCUUAAUCUUUCGUACAUCUUCGUGGUGAGAAUUCAAUCCCGUCGAGUUGGGUACUGUUUGUCGGAGAUUUGUCAGUGUAUGAAUCGAAAUGGGUGAAGUGAAGAACAGCUUUUCUGAGAAUCAAGAGACCCAGCCGAUUGAUUCUCUUCCCUCUUCGCCCUCUGAUUCUGGCGAAGGUAAAGAUCGUUUCCUUGGGAAUUUUGGCGAUGGGUUUAUGCAGGACACAGCACCUUUUGAGGACGAUGCCUGGAUCAAUGAUGAGUAUAUGGAGACUCAGGUCAUAGACGCUGAAUUUGAUAACGAAGAUUUUCUUCUUUGUCGUGAAACUCAAGCUGUGGAUUUGGGAUUUGAAACUCAAGAAGAACCACUUGUGGAAGGGAAACAGUUACUCCACGCUACUGAUGGCUUGGCUACACAGGUGCUGGAUCAUUUUGAUGAUGAAGUUGUUGCGGAUAGUGAUUAUGAUGUUACUGUUUUCUUGGAGGACAACAGCGAGCUCUCUGACUGUGAUGACUCGCAUAGAAGAGGUGGAAAUUCGUCACCGAGUGUGGAUAACAGAGAGCAAAACAUCAAACAAACAGGUGCCGUUGAUACUCGGUCGAAUGAACCUGGAAUCUCUGAAAAGGUGGCUAGGUUUGCUUCAGUUCGUUCAGCAGCUUUUCGUGCUUCUGCUGUGGCAGCUCGUGUUGCAACCCAAAAGCUUCUCAACAGUGACUGUUCUACUUUAGUCAACUGUCAUUCCUCUGGUCAAGGAGCCACACAUAAUUCUCGUCUUGAAUAUAAUGAUGGAGAAUUAGGGAAUCAGAAAUGCCCUCCCACUAUGUCUGUCGAAAAGAAAAAGGAAAAUAGAACAGCGAGGAAGCUUUUCCUUGAGGAUGAUUUGCCUGAAGAAAACUUUCCUUCUCCUGGUUUGAGUUAUAUUGACUCUCAAGAGCCUGGUGAGGCAUCUCAGGCCAGUGCUCUUAAAAUUGUUGAUAAACUCAUUAGUGAGUCAUGUUUAGAGUUUGCUGUUGAAGUUGAAGCUGAUUGUGGAAGGAGAAAAGAAGAAAAAUCAAAAUCUGUUCCGAGUGUUAAAGGUCCACAAGAGUUAGCAAAGAAAGUAAGUUACAAAGCGAGAGCUGUUGAAAACGAUGUUUUCGACUGGGAUGAUAACCGUGAGGAUGAAGGAGGGGGUGAUAUUUAUCGUAGAAGAAGAGAAGAAUUCUUUGGCUUUCCAAGUAAAGCACGGGAAUCUUCUACCUUGCCUAGAAAACAGAAAAGAGAAUUGAUUCAUGAAAGUCGUAGAGGACUUGGAGUUGCAGUGGAUAAAAGAAGGGCUCAUUCUGAUUCCCAACUGUUGCAGCAUAGAGUGACUAGGAGCCAAAAGAAGGUCCAGGCCGCUAAAAAGAAUCUUGGCAAAGAGUUAGAUGCAGUUUCCGAGGACAGUAAUAAUAGAAUGUCUGAUUUGCGUGAAUUGGUAGCUUUAGGGUAUGAUGCACAAGAGGCUGCUGAAGCUAUUGAUGCUUUUUGCUCUGGAGACCGCGGAAAAUUUGAUGCUGAGGCAAGUUGUCUUAGAGGAAAGAAACUGUCACCGGGAGAAGAGAGAGGGUUUUCUAAUGGUGGAUUCAUUACUAGACAAUCCAAGGGAACAAAGAGGAUUCAGGCUAUGGGUAAAGAUGAAUUGUUGAAAAGUAGAAUGAAGAAGGCUAGCCCGAAUCCUGCUAAAGCUUGUGGGAAGAGUAUCGAAAGGUCUUCAAAGGGUGGCCAGCUUGAUAAGGAAGGUCCAUGCAGCGGGAAGAGAAGGAAGUUCCAGACUGCUUCACCAGAGACUAAAAAGAAUCUUGUUGAUGAGUUGGAUGAAAUUUCCAAGGAAAGUAAUACAAGUAUGUUUGAUAGGCGUGAAGAGGUAGAAGCAGGCCCUGAUACCCAAAUGGCUGCUGAAGCGAUCAAUGCUCUGCACUCUGGAGACGCCAGGGAAAUCGAUCCUGAGCCAAAUUGUCCUAUAGGUAAGGAAUCUCUACGGGAAGGAGGCAUUUCUAGUCGUGGAGUUGGUACCAGGAAAUCCAAGAGAAUCAAGGGGAUUCAGGCUGUGGAGAAUGAUGAUGAAUCGUUGAAACCAAAAACCAAGAAGGCUAGGUCAAUUCUUGCUAAGGCUUGUGAGAAGAAUAUGGAUAGUUCGAGGAAUGAAAAACUUGAUACGCCAGAUGAAGUUACUUUGUCAAGUACUGAGAAGAGACGAAGAGAUUUAUCAAACAAACAUUUUACGUCUAAGCAACUUAAGCAAUCAACUGGAUUUGAAGCAGAGGUGUUGAGUUAUCCCAAGCAGAGAAGAUCAGCUCGUAUUUCGCAAGAUCAGGUUAAUGAGGCAGGGAGGAGUUCAGAUCCCGCUUUUGAUACUCCAGUUAAGUCUAAGGCGCCUUCAAAGAAUGUAUCACCUAUAUGCAUGGGAGACGAGUAUCAUAGACUUUCUUGCAAGGAUUCACGUAAAUCAAACACUACAAGGGAAUUCCGUAGCUUAACCUCACCAUUAGUGGAACCUAUUCACGAGACGAAGAGUACAAGAAAGAGAAGAGAUUUGGGUAGUGUACGUGUCUUGUUCAGCCAGCAUCUUGAUGAAGAUAUGACCAAGCAUCAGAAGAAGAUUUUGGCUAGGUUUGAUAUCUCGGAAGCAUCCUCCAUGAUGGAGGCAACACACUUUGUAGCGGAUAACUUUGUGCGCACAAGGAACAUGCUGGAAGCAAUCGCUUCAGGCAAGCCGGUGGUGACAACACAAUGGCUUGAAAGCAUCGAUCAAGUAAACAUAUAUGUUGACGAGGAUCCUUACAUACUCAGAGACUCAAAGAAGGAGAACGAAUUCGGUUUCAACAUGGGAGUUUCUUUGGCUCGUGCACGCCAAUAUCCUCUACUACAGGGGAGAAGAGUCUUUAUCACCCCAAAUACAAAGCCUGGUCUAAACACAAUCACGACAUUGGUUAAGGCAGUUCAUGGAGUGCCUGUAGAAAGACUCGGAAGAUCUGCCUUAAGCGCAGAUAAGGUCCCGGAGAAUCUUCUGGUCUUAUCUUGUGAAGAGGAUCGCGAUAUGAGCAUACCGUUCCUUGAAAGAGGGGCAGAGGUCUAUAGCUCAGAGUUACUGCUGAAUGGGAUAGUUACUCAAAAGCUAGAGUACGAGAGGUACCGUCUCUUCGCUGAUCAUGUUAGGAGAACGCGGUCAACGAUAUGGAUCAGAGAUGGGAAAGGUGAGUUCCAACGCCGUAGAGGGUAAAGGAGGAAAUGUGAUCAAAAUAUUUCCUUGUAUGAAAGCUCUGUUUUAGAUCCAGUUCAUUACAUAGAUUAGAAAGUGGUUGUAUAUGUAAUAUGUAAUAUGUUCUUGUCUUUGGCUUCAACUCGUCUAAUUAUAAACUGGUUGGAGUUUUAUUAUUUUCAUUUUAUUAUUUUCAUUUUAUUAGGAGAGUUGGAUUUGAGUGAUACAAAUAAUUGG